AUGGCGAUCCGCUUUAUCGAGGAGCUGAUUCAUCUUACCCAAGGCAUUCCAGAAAUCCACAACUGGAGCCUAGCAACCUUCUACUCAGUAUUGGUCGCAAUUAUGUCCCUACUUGCAUUCCUGAAGCCGAACAUCAAGAAAGCCAACUCGGACGGCCGCACCGCCGCACUUCCUGUCAUAGCGACCGCGACUGGAACUAGUGUUAGCGCCGUUACAAAGCUGUUUGAAUCAUUGAAUGUGUCGGUUGAGGGUCACGGUGGCCCUCGGUGGCCCAUGUCCCGCGCGGGGGCUAUGACCCCCUGUGCAGGUGGCUCCUGUCCAUUCUAUUGGUGCGUUGUUGACGUGUGCUAG
Molecule: messenger RNA, 351 nt
Organism: Volvox carteri f. nagariensis
Lineage: Eukaryota; Viridiplantae; Chlorophyta; Chlorophyceae; Chlamydomonadales; Volvocaceae
Exons: 1
Coding region: 1-351 (116 amino acids)
Source: RefSeq, a predicted model, not a curated record